Molecule: messenger RNA, 1178 nt
Organism: Silurus meridionalis
Lineage: Eukaryota; Metazoa; Chordata; Actinopteri; Siluriformes; Siluridae
Product: little elongation complex subunit 1-like
Exons: 6
Coding region: 135-857 (240 amino acids)
Source: RefSeq, a predicted model, not a curated record
UGGGACAUGAUCUCCUGCAGUCUCUCUGUAGGGUUUAUGUAGGCGUGUGUCAACAGAGAGGAGACUCUCACAAAGCACAUGGUCUCGCCUACAGACUCCUUAAAGAAGACUUUCUUGAAGCCCCCCAAGUGAUUAUGGGCAUGGUGACAGCAUGGCCAAGUAUUUUAUCCCAUGACAGCUCUUUAUGCCGAGCGAUUCACAUAGUGAGCAACCGGAAAGCAAGAGGAAAGAUAUUUAAUUUCCUCAACAAGUAUCUGCCCUGGAAUGAGGAGCCUCCAGGAAACAUCCACAAUGCUAUCACCAGCACCCUGAAGUCUUUUCUGGAAGACAGCAGUCUGAGGUUCCUGGAGAACAGCUGGUAUGGUUUUAAUCUCUGCCCUGCUACCUGGAACUACAUCUUCAGCCUGGAUCUUCUGUGUGCACAACUGGGCUGGACUUGGACCAUUACCAAUAUUAUAUGGAAGGAUCUUUGGCUGAUCCUGAACACUUGGCUGAGGCAAGCAAGAACAGAGCAAACACCGUUCCGAGACGUCUGUGUAGCAGCAGUUUUCAGGCUACUUGGGCGACUUGGUCAACUAGGACUUAAGGAGAACAUGCUAACGUCACUCGAAAACCUGGCAAGAAGCAUCAAUCAGUUUGGAAUGCAAAGCUUCUCAAAAGGUAUGCCAUGGGAAGUGCAGCUCUCAGUCAUCUAUGCCAUUCAUGAUCUGGCACCCAGCAACCCUGAAGCAGCUCUGAAGACUUUGGAAUCAUGGAAGAAAAACAGCACACAGCGCGUUCCCUCAGCCGUCAAUAAAUGCAUAACGCAAAUCAGCUUCCUUUGUCAUCAGACCGAGUCACAAAGAUCACAGCGGUGAUUUAUCUCUUACAUGAAUAAAAAAAAUGUAUCUCUUACAUGAACUUUGUACAUGAAUAAAUGUCUAGUAAUCUAUAUUUAUGUAUAGAGCCAUACAGCAUUCAGUUUAUUAUAGUUUACAUCUAUGUGUAAAAAGUCUGCAUACUAUAGACUUCCUGACAGGAAGCAGUUAUUUAUGGAUUUUAUUACUUUACAUUUUACGGUGAUAAAAAAAUAAUUUAUAUGCUGAGGGAUAAAGUCUUAUGACGUCUCUUUUUUAUUUAUAUUUGACAUUUUAUAUUUGUAGAUCAUUUUUCUGGUCAUUCUUACUCUUUAUGGGUUA